AACGUCAGUUGAUGUAUUUUUUUUUUUUAUCCACAGAGUUAUUUAAUUUAGCAGAUUAUUCCGAAUAAUAAUCGCGAUAAUUCACAGAGGAACUCAACGAGAGGAAUGAAAUAAAACAGCGUUGUUUUUCCGUCCGUGUAUCUGCAGGACAAAAUGCUCACAUCGCUCCUGAUUUACACUUUAAUGUCACUUUUUCCUCUCGGACACGCUUCUUUGCCUCUUGUCAUUAACACAUGGCCCUUCAAGAAUGCCACAUUUACAGCGUGGAGCGUCCUGCAGGCCGGCGGCUCCGUGCUGGACGCCGUGGAGCGAGGCUGCGCCCGCUGUGAGGCGGAGCAGUGCGACGGCAGCGUGGGCUACGGCGGCAGCCCGGACGAGUCCGGGGAGACCACGCUGGACGCCAUGAUCAUGAACGGUAAUACGAUGGAAGUGGGCGCGGUGGCCGACCUGAGGAGAAUCAAGAACGCCAUCGGCGUGGCCCGGGCGGUGCUGGAGCGCACGGACCACACGCUGCUGGUGGGAGAGUCGGCGUCUGUGUUUGCCGAAAACAUGGGCUUCGUGGCAGAAGACCUGACUACCAACAAAUCUGUGAAUAUUUUCUCACAGUGGCUGAAGGGCAACUGCCAACCUAAUUAUCGAAAGAACGUGAGUCCAGAUCCUUCCACGUCCUGCGGGCCGUACAGACCCAGAUCCACGCCGACGCCCCGGCAGCAGCAGCAGAGUGAGAGGACCCGCCACGCUAACCAACGCUCCCACGACACCAUCGGAAUGGUCGUCCUCGAUGGCAGCGGUCACAUAGCUGCUGGAACGUCCACCAACGGUUUGACCCACAAGGUCCCCGGCCGUGUGGGCGACUCCCCCAUCGCGGGCGCCGGGGCGUACGCGGACAGCUCGGCCGGCGGUGCGGCCGCCACGGGGGACGGAGACGUCAUGAUGCGCUUCCUGCCAAGUUACUUGGCCGUGGAGCUGAUGAGGGCCGGGGCCGAUCCCUCGGCAGCCUGCGAGGCGGCCAUUUCCAGAAUCAAGAGGCACCACUCCCAGUUCUUCGGAGCCAUCAUCUGCGCUAACACAACAGGCCAUUAUGGUGCAGCCUGUAACAAAGUCAGCGGCUUCACUCAGUUUCACUUCAUGGUUUCGAACCCGGAGACAGACGCUCCCGUCCUGAAGUCUGUGGACUGCCUUUAACUCUUCAUCAAUGAAUGACGAGUAUGAUCUGAUUCCUGGAGCUGCCGGAUCAUUCAAGUGGUCAAACAGGCCAAAUCCAUCCCUGCAGUGAAGCACGGUGGAGGCAGCAUCACGCUGUGAGGAUGACUGCAGCAGUGUAGCGUGAAGUCCUGCUCCAGAGCACUCUGGCGAUCAGACGAGAGCGACGGUUCACAGCAGCCAGUUCAUUCCUAAUACAUCUGACAACAUUUCAAAUUAUUUCACAUUUGGAGAUAUAUUGUGCAGAAUUGAGGAAAAAACUUAAUCCAAUCCAUUUUGGAACAUAAAAUCUAGAUUAAGUGAAGCUCUGUGAAUGCUUUCCAGAUGAACUGUGUGUCUUUUUUCAUGCAUUCCUGUUAAUUUGACACAGUUUGAUGAACAUCUGCUGACAUGUAGAAAAUAAACCUGGCAGUAGCGCAGUAAUAACAACCAGCUAAGACGAAAGCCGAACUUUGUGUAUCACUCAUCAGAAACUCUCCAAUAAAUUGAACGUCAUAUUAUUAAUAGACCUUUUAUUUAUAUGAAGACAUCAGAUGACCAGGCUGUGUAGCUUCAUUUGCAGGGGAGCCGUCAGACGCCGGGUCCGUC
Molecule: messenger RNA, 1791 nt
Organism: Salarias fasciatus (jewelled blenny)
Lineage: Eukaryota; Metazoa; Chordata; Actinopteri; Blenniiformes; Blenniidae
Gene: aga
Product: aspartylglucosaminidase
Exons: 10
Coding region: 154-1185 (343 amino acids)
Biological process (GO): protein deglycosylation
Cellular component (GO): cytoplasm; lysosome
Molecular function (GO): N4-(beta-N-acetylglucosaminyl)-L-asparaginase activity
Source: RefSeq, a predicted model, not a curated record